This is a messenger RNA of Symsagittifera roscoffensis, 1517 nucleotides long. RefSeq lists its product as uncharacterized. The coding region runs from base 158 to 1453 and encodes 431 amino acids. Lineage: Eukaryota; Metazoa; Xenacoelomorpha; Acoela; Convolutidae. The transcript has 5 exons. The record is from RefSeq and is a predicted model, not a curated record.
CAAAGCAAAGCAUUAAUAUAAAAUAAAUUUUACCUUAACAUAUUGAAAAGAAAUCAACUUUCAAUUCUACAUUAUUAUUACGGUGUCCUUCAAUUUAACAACUUCCAAUUUAACUAUUUUUCUACUUCUCAAUUAUUUUUUGAGAACAUUUUAAUAAAUGUUUCCAGUUAUGCCUCAAAAUCAGACGAACAUCAAGCGGACUCCUAAGAAACAACUUUAUGCCAAGACCAGUUCGAACCCAGCUCUGUGGACGAGCAAGGGAGUCAUCGAGUGGAACGAAAUCUCUACUCCUAGGUCAAUUAAUAGCAAACCCAAACCGAGAGAGAAACAGAGGCAAAGGUCAGUUGACCUCACAGACGGGUCAAAUGUGUACACGAUGCAACAAAACAACCCGGAGACAUCGAGUAAGAAAAAAGCACAUCAUCGAAGUAGUCACCAGCUGUACUCGCAGACAGAAAGUCCAAACUGGGGAAACCAAGGAGUGAAGGGGAUCCAGGGUAGCGAGAAGCACUCGAAACACAUCACUCCUGUCCGAAAAGGCACUCCCAAAAGCCUCCAAUUGAGUUAUUCCAAGCACGACGAAACAAUAAUGAACCACGUUGCCACCAAGCGAAACUCAAUCGAGAACCUGUCUCAGAGUAGCGUCGACCACAAAUACGUCGGCUCAGUGCACCUCAAAAAAGAGAAAGAUGAAUCAUCAUCUCAAACUAUGGUCCGAAACUUCGACGUAUCAAUUUGGCGAAGCUGUGAAAUAGUCGAAAUGGUCGGAACUCCGUCUGCAAAGUAUCUCAAAAACCAAACUCUGGCUGUGACCAUCUCUUGUUGGAACUAUCUGUUUUCAAACGCUGGGAAAGGAUUCGGCAAGCCAGUGUCUUGGCGAAUGCUGGAAAGAAUUCUCACAGAUAAAGACGUCUUGGAUUUCACAGUUAAUAACUCGACUGUGAAUGACAUUUUGGUACAGUGGAUCUUCACACUGAAUGAUAAAUUCGGCACCAAGAUUAAUGCGUUUAUGUUUUACAAACCGGUGGGGCGAAACAGUACAAAUUUGACAGGGGGCGAGGCACUGACAAUCUUGCAGAAUGAGUUGAACCAUAAAAACACCUUGUUUAUAUACCACGCACACGAUGCUCUCCUGAUUCCCGUGGGAUACCAAGUCACCAAUGGUGCGCUUUUGGGUCGUAACGAGGAAGUGACUGUGGUGGUGAUGUUUGACCCCUGUACAGGUCAACUGCUCUCCAUUCCAUGGGUGGACAUUAUCACUGACCUUGAGUGCCAACUGCCAUACUAUUACGACGUCAAGAGCAAAUCGCAAGGACUUCUGGUGAACUCGAAGGCCUCUUCUGGAAACAGCCACUGCAUCAUCGCAUUCCAGGAUGACACAGACAGUCAGUUCAGAGUGAAACUGGACCAGCAGAGCAACAAGAGCAAAGGAACUUCAAACAAGUACAAAUGACCCAUACAAACCAACACACGAAUAAAUAUCCAAAAAGUGACAAAGCUCUCAAUAGAUGCAUCUA